Corvus hawaiiensis (hawaiian crow) is the source of this 504-nucleotide messenger RNA. Its product is annotated as basic proline-rich protein-like. The transcript has a single exon. The coding region runs from base 1 to 504 and encodes 167 amino acids. The record is from RefSeq and is a predicted model, not a curated record. NCBI's taxonomy places the organism in Eukaryota, Metazoa, Chordata, Aves, Passeriformes, Corvidae.
AUGUCACCGAGGCCCCCGCCGCGGCAGGUGCCGCCGCCGCAGCCCGGAUGUAGCAGCUCCGGCGUUCGCCUGCUCGCCCUCCGCCGAUCUGCGCCGGCCGCCGCGCCGCCGCCCCGCCCCGCUCCCGUCCCGCCGCGCUCCCCGGCCUGCGUGGUCCCCGCACCAGCGCGGCCCCGUCCCGCCGGCAGCGCGGGCACCGGGAGCGGCAGCAGGCACCGGCCCGGGCACCCCGGGGCAGCCGGGCAGCCCCGCCCCGCCCGCUGCCGCGCGGGCAGCGCCUGCGCCCCGGCUGCCCGCGGCGAGCAGGGCCCGGCAGCCUCGGCCGCCCGGCCGUGGGGGCCGCCCGGCGAUGGGGGCCGCCCGCCUGCCGUCCCUCGCACAGAAUGGGUCAGGUUGGACGGGACCUCACUGGGUCAUCUGGUCCAACCUCCCUGCCCAAACAGGGUCAUCGUAGAGCACAUGGCACAAGAUUGCAUCUCGACGGUUCUGGAAUAUCUCCAGUGA